Salvelinus namaycush (lake trout) is the source of this 915-nucleotide messenger RNA. RefSeq names its product deoxyribonuclease-1-like. Gene Ontology annotation, cellular component: nucleus. Gene Ontology annotation, molecular function: DNA nuclease activity. The record is from RefSeq and is a predicted model, not a curated record. Lineage: Eukaryota; Metazoa; Chordata; Actinopteri; Salmoniformes; Salmonidae. Bases 1 to 915 code for a protein of 304 amino acids. The transcript has 8 exons. Gene Ontology annotation, biological process: DNA catabolic process.
AUGAAGGUGGCGUCCUUCAACGUCAGAAGAUUGGGCACAAGCAAAGUGGCUGAUAAGAACGUCCUGAAAUAUCUCAUUAAGAUUGUGUCCCGCUACAGUGUCUUCUUGAUCCUAGAAGUGGUUGAUAGGACUGGCCAGGCCAUGACAACGUUCCUUAAAGAGCUGAAUGACACAAGGGCCAAUAAGAAGCAUCCCUACACCAUGGUGAAGAGUUCCAGAUUGGGGCGCGACACCUACAAGGAACAGUUUGUCUUCCUCUACAGAGAGGACCAUGUGAAGCUGACUGACAGCUAUCAGUAUAAGGACAACCAGGUGGGAGAUGAGGAUGCCUUCGCCAGAGAGCCCUACAUCCUCCGCUUCACCUGUCUCCAUACAGUGCUGAAAGACCUCGUAUUGAUCCCGGUGCACACCAAGCCUGAAGACUCUGUGAAGGAAUUGGAUGAGCUGUACGACGUCGUCAAAGUAGUGAAGAAGAAAUGGAAGACGGAUAACAUCAUGAUCCUGGGCGAUUUCAAUGCGGACGGAAGUUAUGUCACCAAGAAAGGCAUGACAAAAAUCCGUAUCCGUAGUGACAAGAAGUUCCACUGGGUGAUUGGAGAUGAUGUGGACACCACAGCCAACACAAGCAACGACCACACCUACGACAGGAUUGUGAUGUACGGGGAUGACAUGUUGGAGGCGAUGGUCCCCAACUCAGCCAAGCCCUUCAACUACCACAAAGCCUUUCACUUAUCUGAAGCUAUGGCUUUGAGUAUCAGUGACCACUACCCUGUAGAGGUGGAGCUGGCGACGGCUGAAACUGUACCACAGAAGAAAGAGGAAAAAGAGAUAGAGGAAGUAGAGUCUCUCAGUGUAAACCCAACACCACGGAAGAAGAAAAGACUUGUGAGAAAGAGGAAGUCAGAACAAGUCUAG